AUGCCAUGUGAAGGCUGCAUGGAGAGGGACAAUGAGAGCACUGAUGCAACCAUGGAGUUCCUCCUUCUUGGCUUCUCUGAGCUGUUCUGUCUGCGGGUCUUCCUCUUUCUUAUCUUUCUCAUCAUCCAUUUGGUCACACUGGCCGGGAAUACGAUGAUCUUCAUUGCUGUGUUUAUGGAGCACUCUCGUCCUCCCAUGCUUUUCUUCCUCUGCCAGCUCUCUAUCAUUGAGCUUUGCUACACCUUAGUCAUUGUCCCUAAGGCACUCCUUGGCCUGAUGGUUAUGAAUGGCAUCACCAUUUCCUUCACAGGCUGUGCUGCCCAGAUGUACCUUUUUGUGGGACUCGGUGGAGCUGAGUGCUUUCUCCUGGCAGCCAUGUCGUAUGACCGCUACAUUGCCAUCUGCCAGCCCCUACACUAUGCAGUGGUGAUGAGCGAGGGACUCUGUCUUAGGCUGUGCAUAGCAUGCUGUCUGGGAGGCUUUGCUGUUGCCCUGGGGUUGACAGUGUCUGUUUUCCACUUACCUUUCUGUCAGUCACAUCACAUCAACCACUUCUUCUGUGACAUCCCCGCAGUGCUGCACCUGGCCUGCACACACAGCUACACCCCCGAGCUUCCCCUGCUGGCGGCCUGCGUGCUCCUCCUGCUACUUCCCUUAGUCCUGAUCCUGACCUCUUACGUGUGUAUUGCUGCUGUUUUGCUACGUAUCACUUCCUCCCUCAGAAGGGGCAAGGCCUUUUCCACCUGCUUUUCACACUUGGCCAUCACCUUGCUACACUAUGGAUGUGCCUCCUUCAUGUACAUUCGUCCUAAGUCCAGUUACUCACCAGCUCGAGACAAGAUGGUUUCUCUAGUCUACACCAAUAUUACUCCAUUACUAUACCCCCUUAUUUAUAGCUUGAGGAACAAGGAAAUCAGAGGAGUCCUAAGGAAAAUGUUGAGGAGGAAGAGAAUAGCUCAGCAGAACUGGGGUACUAUCAGAGCUGUUACAGAUGUGAACUAAAUUGUAGGAGAAGAAAUGUUUUCGUUGGAAAUGCAGCCCUUCUAACUUGGCUAGGACAAGAGUCUCUAUAGACUACACUACGGUAAAUAUCCAGGCAGAAUACAACAUGCACUGAUGUAUUUUUGACAAAAUGACAUCUCAGCCUACAAAGAAAAAGAAAGUAGGAAAAGGAACAACAAAAAAAAAGCCUCUAACAUAACACUACUUAAAGGGAAAAGUUGUAUCAAUUUGUGAGUAAGAAGAACUUUGAUCAGUUUAUGGUAUCACUUCUGUGAUCAUAUAUAUACCCAUACUUACAUUUACAGUUAUCUCAGCAUGCUCAAAAGAUCAACACAAAAUUAUUUAGUGCUGCUGACUUGUUUUCGUUAUUUUUCUAUCAAGAAGUAAGUAGAUACUGGAAACUGAAAGGCAAUAAAUAUUUUUAGUCUGGUAAGUUUUCCAGCACAAAAAACAUGAAGGGCAUUAUUAGAAGGUUACAAAAAGAAAUACUGUGUUUUGAAAGAAGUGGAAAUUAAGCUAUGAUUUUCUCCAAAUUUAGCAUAAGGUUGCACUUCUAACAUUCCAUCACAAGUGAAAAGAUCAUCAGUGUAAACUCAUCUUACUUCGAAUUAUCCUAGGUAAUGAAAAUGAAAAUGCCACUGAUUUGACAGGAGAAUGACUUUCCUAUGAGUCUUUUACAGGAGAAACAUUUCCUUUUAUAGGGAGAUGCUUUAGAUUUAGACUGUUCCUAUGGCAACACUCAGAUACAGGUCUUAUCAUGUAGUUUUUAUCAGGAAAGACUGCAUCAUGUAAAUAAGAAUGCCCGAGGAGUGUUAAAAUCCAUCAGCAUAAAUCUUACAUAAAUCUAACAAUACUGCUGCUGCAACUACUGUUGUUGCUAUGCCAAAACCAGUGAGAAUUCUAGCAUAUGCUGCAAUGCAGCAGACAUAAGAAUCUGAAAUGUGCACAGCAGUGUUAUUUCGUGUGUUUAGAAUCAGAGAACCAUCAAGGUUGGAAUAGACCUCUAAGAUCACCUGGUACAACCAUCCACCUACACCAAUAUUUUCCCAAUAAACCAUAUCCCUUAUUAUAAUAUCUGAACAUUACUUGAACACCUCUAGAGACAAUGACUUCACCACCUCCCUGCACAGCCCAUCCCAGCACCUGACCACUCUUUCAGAGAAGAAACUUCUCCUAAUAUCCAAUCUACAUGUAAGCAGAACAGGAUAAUUUAGACAAAUGUGAAAAUAUCAGGAAGAGUGGUGAAAAAGCAACUUCAGUAUUUUAUUUAUUACUUUACUGCCCCAUGGCUCUUCAAAGCACCAAAUGGACCUUGUGACUCAGAUCUUAUAUAUGAAAUUAUUGAGAGAAAAAAAAAAAAGACUUGUUUUUACUUCUCUGUCUAAUUCAAAGGUAAUUCAGCACCCACCUGCCUUCUGAUCUCUCCCCUAGAAGACUGGGAGAGCAGAGUGAUAUUUGCUUUUUCCGGGCUACAAUCAUUAAAAAUUAUUGUAAGUGGAUUUGACCAGCCCUGUACUGGCUGUACUGGCCCUGUAACUGAAUAACUUGACUUAGACUCCUCUGACAAAAGAGAAAUAUGAAAUGUAAAACUCACAUUAAAAGCUAUCCUCAAGUUGACAGUCUGGUCAGGCUAAAAUAUUAACAUAAAAUAUUGGCUCUGAUGUCAAUGAAUAUCCAGUUAUUGCCGUGAGCAAAAAUUUAGCAGCAUUGUUUUAAAUGAUCAGUAUUGUAGUGAACAUUUUAAAUCAUCGGCCAGGAAUUCCAGAGGCCAGGACUUCUCAAUAAAAGCACAUUACUUACUAAUAGAGAAACGCUUUAGAACUAUGUUAGAGAAGUUCUUUGCAUCAAAUACUAUUUAGGGAUUUAAAGAUGGUAAAUAACUGUAAGAAGCAUGGGACAGAACUGAUGCCUCAAAUGCAAAAUCUCUCAAGUCAAAUCAGGCUUUGAAGUUUAUCCUGCUGUAAGCAGUGGGCUGGGCUAGAGAUCUCCAGAGGUCCCUUCUGAAGUUAGUAAAAGUAGAGAUUUCUACCCUGUCUUUUAGAAGGUACUGACAUGCUUAUAUACAUGGCAAGAAAAAAAAGGAGCAGAAAGACAAUGUGGUUUAAAUAGAACUUUGGUAGAGGCCCUCGCAUCUUUAUGGCUGUUGUAAGGUUGGGAUAACAAGAGACGUAAGUAUUGUCUUAGAGAUUAGCAGGACUCUGCCCUAGAGAUGUUUCUCAUGGAUAGAUAUCGGUCAAGGGCACUUCAGUAGAUCUGUCCUUGCCGCGGAUAGCGUCCUAAUCAGAUUGUUCUCAAGCGGGGA
Messenger RNA from Meleagris gallopavo (turkey), 3304 nucleotides. RefSeq names its product olfactory receptor 10AC1-like. Gene Ontology annotation, biological process: G protein-coupled receptor signaling pathway. Gene Ontology annotation, molecular function: G protein-coupled receptor activity; olfactory receptor activity. The record is from RefSeq and is a predicted model, not a curated record. NCBI's taxonomy places the organism in Eukaryota, Metazoa, Chordata, Aves, Galliformes, Phasianidae. Gene Ontology annotation, cellular component: membrane.